This is a messenger RNA of Suillus clintonianus, 747 nucleotides long. RefSeq names its product Alpha/Beta hydrolase protein. The transcript is spliced from 3 exons. The record is from RefSeq and is a predicted model, not a curated record. Lineage: Eukaryota; Fungi; Basidiomycota; Agaricomycetes; Boletales; Suillaceae. Bases 1 to 747 code for a protein of 248 amino acids.
AUGUCCACUUCAGCGUCCCAGUGGGGUUCACCUACCGCUUCUAGGCGGGCUCUUCUCAUUCAUGGCAUGACCAUGUCCUCGCAUUCAUGGGAGGGCGUCGCCCAACUAUUGGCAGCAGAAGGAUUUUUCGUCAUUGCUCCAAACCUCCUUGGGCAUGCAUGGAGGCAGUGCGCGGACUAUCGCGUGUCCGCCUUUGCAGAGGAUCUCCGACCGUAUUUCUCCAUGAACACGUCCUACGACGUGAUUAUAGGACAUUCUCUUGGAGGCGCUGUGACCCUAUCGCUCUUGCCAUUUUUGCCCAAAACAAAAGAAACUACCAUCAUACUCCUCGACCCCAUUCUCGAGCUUACGAAGGAGAAUGUCAAAUUUAAGACAACAUUGGUUAUAAACGAGACGGCCAAGAUUAGAACUGCCGAAGAGCACAUGGUUGACAAUCCCGCUUGGUCACGACGUGACUGCAUAUUAAGAGCGCUUGGAGUCUCCAUGUGUGAUCGCGCUGUUGUCGAGAUGUUUCGGCAAAACACCCCAUGGUCUUUCAGUGGGCUGCUCAAGAGCAUCCCCACUAACGUCAGGAUCACCGUACUGGUAUCCGAUCCGAAGCUCAGCGAUAAUUGUUAUUUGGAACAUAUCCCUUGUGACGUAGAGAGAUUGGAUGCCAAAGUUCUUACCGGCAUUGGUCACUGGAUUCAAAACGAGUGCCCGGAUGCCAUCAUGGAUGUGAUUCCUCUACCACGAGCAAAACUGUGA